Harpegnathos saltator (Jerdon's jumping ant) is the source of this 3146-nucleotide messenger RNA. It is a transcript of the gene Fcp1, whose product is annotated as RNA polymerase II subunit A C-terminal domain phosphatase Fcp1. Bases 194 to 2575 code for a protein of 793 amino acids. The record is from RefSeq and is a predicted model, not a curated record. Gene Ontology annotation, cellular component: nucleus. The transcript is spliced from 7 exons. Gene Ontology annotation, molecular function: RNA polymerase II CTD heptapeptide repeat phosphatase activity. NCBI's taxonomy places the organism in Eukaryota, Metazoa, Arthropoda, Insecta, Hymenoptera, Formicidae.
CCUACUUCGAGCGCCUUGAAUAUUCCGAUCGAUGCUGAUAUGAACGACGUCACAGUCGUGUUUACAUACGUUGUGCUACUUCGUCUCCCGCGCAAAAAACCAAAGGGCGAUUGAGGUUAAGAAACGCGACCUUCUUAGUCGAAAAUAUCAGGAACGUUCUCGUAGUGUCACAGAUGCCUACUAAACUGCGGUCAUGGCUGCAAUAGAAAUUAUAUUUCCGUUAGACGGGCCACCCGGCAAAAUAUUGAAAUGGAGAGUACGCUCGGACACGAUGGUUGCAACGGGUAGAGUGUUGUUGUUAUACCGCAAUGCGUCGUCGGACAUCGAUGAUACCACGGAGCCUGAAAAGAAGUUGCGAGCUACGAGGUUCGGUCGUGUCAAGAAACUUCUGGUCAAGGAGGGUGACGUCGUUCAACCUGGGCAAGUGAUAAUCUUAUUGGAGGGAUGUACACAUCCUACUGUCAUGAUAGACCUGUGUGCGGAAUGUGGGGCAGAUCUAAGGGUAGAGCAAGCUGGUAAGGAUGGCAAGAUAACCGAAGUAUCACAGGCUAGUGUGCCUAUGGUACACAGCAUACCAGAAUUGAAAGUAUGUCCAGAAUUAGCUGAGAAAAUUGGGAAAAAGGAUGAACAGCGUUUGCUAAAGGAUCGGAAAUUAGUGUUGCUUGUAGAUCUCGAUCAAACAAUAGUUCAUACUACAAAUGAUCAUAUUCCUCCAAAUUUAAAAGAUGUUCAUCAUUUUCAACUGUAUGGGCCGAACUCCCCGUGGUAUCACACCAGAUUAAGACCAAACACUCGGCAUUUCCUCUCGGAAAUGAGCCAUUUGUACGAAUUGCAUAUCUGCAGUUUUGGAGCAAGGAUCUAUGCACAUACUAUUGCAUCAUUGCUGGAUAAGGAUGGUGUCUUAUUUUCACAUAGAAUACUUUCAAGAGACGAAUGUUUUGAUCCAGCAUCGAAAACUGCAAAUCUCAAAGCAUUAUUUCCUUGCGGCGAUGAUUUGGUUUGUAUCAUAGAUGAUAGAGAGGACGUGUGGCAAGGUUGCGGAAAUUUAGUUCAGGUUAAACCCUAUCAUUUUUUCCGUCACACCGGCGAUAUUAACGCACCGCCAGGAUUAGACAAGGGCGACGCGUGGCGUACAGCUGAAUCGGAAAAUACGAACAUAAACGAGACAUGUGCAAACUCGAAAAACAAGGAUGAUAAGAAUGAAACAUCCGAAUCAAUCGAAGCGCUAUCGUUAGGCGAUAUUUCGACGAAAGAAACAAGUCCUGAAGCAGAUGAAAACUAUGAUAAGUCGAAAGAAGCGGACAAUGAUAAACAAGAUACCAAAGUUGAUACAGAGGAAGAAACUGAUAUCAAGUCUGCUGCUACAGACGAAGCGCAAUCUACAGCGGAAAAUGAAGCGCAUUCUGCAGCAGAAGAUAAAGCACAAUCCACCGCGGAAAAUGAAGCACAGUCCAAUGCUGCAAGUAAGGAUGAUACAAUAGAUAAGGAAGUAGCAGAAACUGCGCAACCAGAAGAAACAGAAAAAAACAAUAAACAAGAGACGUCGAAAAGCGAAAAUAACGUGAUAGAUGAGGAUGACGAUGAUUAUUUGUUAUAUCUAGAGGACAUCCUUCGUAGAAUUCAUACGGAAUUUUACUGUACCUUGGACAAAGGCAACGGUCGGAGGUCCUUGCGAGACAUAAUCCCGCGAGUGCGCUCCCAAGUGCUGAAAGGAUUGUAUUUGACUUUCAGUGGCUUGAUACCCACCCAUCAGAAGUUACAUCAAAGCCGCGCGUACAAGGUCGCGAGAGCGUUCGGAGCAGAAGUAACACAAGAUUUGACGGAGAAGACCACGCAUUUGGUCGCGAUUAGAAAAGGUACAGCGAAAGCAAACGCGGCUAAGAAAGAUACGAAUAUAAAGAUCGUAAAUCCAGAAUGGUUAUGGACGUGCGCGGAACGGUGGGAGCAUGUCGACGAGCGUCUGUUCCCUGUCACGUCGCAGGCUCGUGGAUCGAGAGUACCGCCGCCGCACUGCAGUAGCCCCGAAAGCGUCGAGGAAGUAGAAAGCAAUAAUAGCGUGGUAAACUCUUUUGCCAAUACGAUCAAUCCAUUAAUGUCUUUUACCCAAGAGGAGAUCGACUUUAUGGACAAAGAAGUAGAAGAGGACAUGUUAGAGCAAGACAUGUUAGAGGAAGACUUUUUAGAUCCAGAUUUUGAUAUAGAACAUAUAGACGAUGAGGAACUCAUCGACACGAGAAUACGCCGUCGCAGUUAUGAUUCUGAGGAUUCUAUGGACAGUAACCUAGAUGAAUGGCUGUUGGAACAUAAGAGGCAGAAAAUUGAGAGUCUCCUCGAGGAUAAAGAAGACAAUAGUAACGAUGACGAUGACGAUAUCGGCAACGAUGACAAUGACGAUGACGACGACGAUGAUCCUGUUGCACGUUUUAGAAGGGGAGAAGAUUUACCUGAUGAUUUAGAUUUAGGCGAUAAUUCGGACUCGAUUCAGGACUCGAUAGACUUCGAGGAUGGAGAUGAGGAUGAUCGGGAAUGGAACGCACUGGGUGCUGCGCUAGAAAGAGAAUUUCUUGCAGAGUGAUGUGCUUGAGAGAGACGAAGGAAAUACAUUGAUGUGUGCACACAUUAGAUUAUUGAACUGACUAAGAAUGUCUCACAUCACUAAUAAAUUUCAAGUUCGAUAAUUGUGAACGGGGUAUCAUUGACGGUGUUAAAUUAUUUAUGCAUUCUGAUAGUCAGAGCAAAAUGUUACAUAUAAAGACAAUGAACAUUUGCUAUCAUCUACUAAGAGUAGAUUGGAAUAACUAACUUGUGCAACGGAAGUAUAUAAAAUUCGAAAAGAGGUUCUUUCUAUAUUGAAUUACUGCUCUAUAUUAAACUCUCUCUCUUGCGGAUUUUGUAUUAGUAGAUAGAAUCGCUCUUUUGAUUAUUUUUUGUGAGAGCGAUUUGUGGAUAGCAAUACAAAUACAUUAUGAACAUUAAAUUUUCUUAAGCAAAGGAGACAUAUUGAGCACGUUUUAUCAUAAUAUUAAAAAAUGAAACUUAUUUUCUCUAAUGUUUGUAGAGCUGUCAUCUGUAAUGUUGAUAAUUGUAAGUCAUUUUUGUAUGGAAAGAUAUAUAUAGGAUGUAUUAUGAAAUUGGAAAAUAAAAGU